Messenger RNA from Anas platyrhynchos (mallard), 3913 nucleotides. Its product is annotated as prosaposin-like. Gene Ontology annotation, cellular component: lysosome. Gene Ontology annotation, biological process: adenylate cyclase-inhibiting G protein-coupled receptor signaling pathway; epithelial cell differentiation involved in prostate gland development; sphingolipid metabolic process. The record is from RefSeq and is a predicted model, not a curated record. NCBI's taxonomy places the organism in Eukaryota, Metazoa, Chordata, Aves, Anseriformes, Anatidae.
UUACCAUUGCAACACACAUGUCCUGUCAAGCCUUUUUUUUUAAUACUGAGUGCAGCUGCAGGCUUGCCAGGGAUUGCCACUGCUGGUCUGUUCCCUGGAUGAGCGCAAUACCUGUCAUGAGGCAACAGCAUGAUGUUGCAAUUCCUCGGCGCAGGCUGGAGGGAGUUCUUGCUGGAGCUGUUUGCGAGUCAGCACUGAAGCCUGCUAUCAUUUACGUGGCUUUCCUGUGUCUUCAUUCCUUGUUUCAUUUUAAUCCAGUCUGCAAUAUGUUCCUUUCCAAUGCUUGAAGCAAGCUGCUGGGCUGCCUCUAAGUACACCACUGCUAAAUCCACUGUUGAUUAAAAUCCACAAGUCAUUAACUUGUCCUAAACUUUGCUGGUCUUGACUUUUUUUUAAGGGGGGGAAUGAUGAUGAUCUGUUCCUUGUCCAGCCGGGCACAGGGCUUUUCCUCUGUCUUGCCUGCUCUGUACUGCAAGCAGUGGUGAAGCUGGCUUUGAGCAGCUGGGCCAGGGCUGUAGGAUGAGGUCGGGCUGGUUCUGACCUCCUGGGAAUACCUGCCUGGCUCCCGUCCCUCCCUCCCCUUGCAUGCUGGUGAUGAUUUUAUAAUCAAGGCAUAAGGAGAGGGGUGUGGUAAUUGCCCUGCGUAGGUGUCUGUUCUCACUACUUCUCCCAGCUGAUCCAAGAUUCCUCAGUCUGGGAGAAGCACGGGGAGGAACCGGCCACAGGACUAACUCGGGGACAGCAUGGAGAGCAGAUGGAGGGGCUGGGUGCUGGUCCUGGCCGUGUGCCUGGGCUCCUAUCGAGCCGGGGCCAGCCCCCUCCCCGAGUGCGGCGAGCGGCCGGAGGAGUGGUGCCGUGAUGUGGGGACGGCGGCCAAGUGCGGGGUGCUGGAGCUGUGCCGGCUCGCCGUCUGGGACCGAGACCUGGGGAAAGGGAUCCCGUGCCACCUGUGCCAGGUGGUGGUCUCCACGGUGGGGAAGAUCCUGCAGGACAACCGCACCGAGGAAAAGCUGAGGCUCUUUUUGGAUAAGAAAUGCCAGUACCUGCCCUUCCAGGACUGGUCGGUCAAGUGCAAGAAGAUGGUGGACACCGGCAUCCUCAUCCUGGUGCAGCUGGGCAAGCAAGUGCUGUCGGACCCGAAGGUGGUGUGCGGCACCAUCAAGCUGUGCCAGCCCCGGGGCAGCCCCGAGGGGGCCCUGAAGUUUCAGGAGCCGCCGCCAGCCCCCGCGCAGGACUUUGCCCAGCUCUCCAUACCCCUCAUCUCCGGCGUCCCGCUCCUGCUCCAGCCCCAGGACGCUCCUCGUGCCCAGGAGCCGGGGGACCUGUGUGGGGACUGCGCCCGGCUGGUGGCAGCGGUGCAGGUGGAGCUGGGCGCCUUCGCCCGCUCCCUGGCGUCCCGUGCCGAGAAGGAGUGCGAGGGCCUGGCACCUGUCCUGGCACAGCGGUGCAAGCGCUACCUGGCCGAGUACGCGGACACGGCUGCCUGGCUGCUCCGGCACCUGCAGGCUGAGGACCCGCGGGAGCUCUGCAGCCUGCUGGGGCUCUGCCCCUCCUUGGCGUCCUCCUUGGCACUCUCAUCAUCGGGAUCCACGCACGCACUGCUCUCCGAGAAGCUGGCCCAGCUCCUCAGCACGCUGCUCCCCGACGGGGAGGCCACGCCGCUGUGCGAGAUGUGCGAGUUCGCCGUCAGGGCGGCCGAGAGCCUCCUGGAGAACAACAUGACGGAGGAGCAGCUGGUGAACGACAUCGAGAAGGUGUGCUACAUGCUGCCCCACGGCGUCAUCGGGCAGUGCAAGGACUUCGUGGACUCCUACGGCAAGGCGGUGGUCAUCAUGCUGCUGGAGGCCACCGACCCGCGGGCCGUCUGCACCAUGCUGCGCCUCUGCCCGCGCUGGGGGGCUGCCCGCGGGGUGGCCGCCGCCCUCGAGCCGGCCACGGGCUCCUUCUGCAACGUCUGCCAGAUCCUCAUCACCUACUUCGAUAACGAGCUGCUGAAGAACGAGACGCUGGCGGAGCUGGGCGACGUGCUGGAGAAGGGCUGCGAGCUGCUGCCCGCGCCCCUCACCGGCAAGUGCGAGGCGCUGGUGGUGCAGUACGAGCCGGCGGCCGUGCGGCUCCUGGUGCAGAUGAUGGACCCCGACUUUGUCUGCACCAAAAUCAGAGCUUGCGACUCGCCCCUGGGUUCAGAGCCCUGCGCCUGGGGACCGGGAUACUGGUGUGCCAGCAUGGCCACUGCCAUCGAGUGCGAUGCCGUCGAGCACUGCAGGCGUCAUAUAUGGAACUAGGAGCCACCUCUCCAGCCGGGCUCGCUGCGGUUUGGGUUCGGCACCCAACCUACCCUGGACCCUCCCCCUCGGGAUGUGCCCACAGCCGCAGGGGAUGGGGCGUCUCCGGGGUGCCCCAGCCCCCUCUGCCUUCUCCUCUUCCACCCCGGGGCUUGGAUUUUCAAAUCAGGUUAAGGGAUUUCGUCUUGGUUUUAGGACUGGGAAUUCAGCGGGGAGGUCUCUUAGGCUCAUUUCAAAAUCCCUCCACCCCACCGUCCCCUCUCUCCUGUGACCCAUGGGGUAAAAACUGGGCUUAGCCCCAUCCAGAUCCCACCCAGAACCAAGGCCGAAGCCCAGGUCAGCCAAAACCAGAGCUGUGAUGGUUUCUGCUGCCAAAAUGCUGGUGCUGAGAGCCUAGGCACCCGCACUCCCCGGGUCCCAUUUGAUUUUUGGCAAGCCCAGCCCUUUGCUGGGCUCCUCAAACUGGGUCUGCUUGGGAUUUUAUUUUAUUUUUUCCCCUGGUCACCAGUUAAAGAAACAAAGCGGAACAGAUUUGCCUGCAGUGCCUGGCUUUGCAUGACUUCUGCGUGAUGAAUUUGUGCAGGGGGAAGGAGAAGAGAGAGGCCGAGUUAAAUUAGGAACAUAUACAUAACAGAUAUGCAUAUAUAUAUAUAUAUAAGGGUGUGUAUAUAUAUAUAUAUAUGCAUAUACACACAAAAAUGAGACACGUCUGCUCUGCCGGGACCAGCAGGAGCACCGCAGCCCGCAGAAGGGUGCAAAGCCAGGACUGCAGGGCUGGGAUUUGGGGUUUCCUCGCUCCAGGACACGCGAGGCGGUGUCCCCAGCUGGGGCUGCUCGCCGUGGGAUGCCGCGCAGGAUCACCUCCCCUCCACGGACACAGCGCCGCAGCCAGCUGGAUAUUAUAUAGAUAGAUAUUUUAAGCAUCCCCUGAACAAAUGAGUGAGUUUGGGGGGUUUCCUUCCCAGCAAAAAACCCCUGAAGGGGAUCCUGGUGCCGAAACCGUGGCAGCGAGGGGCGGCGGGAUGCUGGCUCGUCCCCACCCCGCCGCGGGAAGGGGACGCCCGCGGUGCCCGGUGCCGAGCGUGGCCACGAGCAUUGCACCACAAAUAAACCCUUCCCGUCAGCCCGGCUCUCGUCUCCCUCCUCCUUGUUCCCGGGGCGAUGCCCCUUAAGGGGGGUUUAAUGGUUCUCCCCCCAAACUGGGCUGCUGCGGCGUGGGAUGCGAGAACGGCUGGAGAGAGAUGAAUUAAUGGAAGAAAAAAAAAAGAAAAAAAAAAGGGAUUUCUUUUUAAAAGGCGGCUUGGCCGUGAGAUGCCUAAUCUCGUGUUUAAUCUGUUUAGUCUGUGUUUGCUGCCGGAGGCACGGCCAGGGAGGAAGGACGACAGACAGUUUAACCAAAGCCAUAGAGAGUGUAUUUCUGAUUCCCGCGACAGACCAUUCCCAAAACUCUCCACAAGGUUACGGUGGGAAGCAAACCCCAAACGAACAAACCCGAAAGCAAGAGAGAAGGGGAAGGGGAAGGAAGGAUACACACGAACACUCGACAGCCAGAAGCCCCCCCCGCUAUUGUCAGUCUCUCUCUCUUUUUCCACGUCGUAACACAUUUUGGUAAAGCCAGCAAAAAUGGA